AUGAACACCUUCCUGCUCGCCACACUAUGCCUCCUCGGGGCCUGGGCGGCCCUGGCAGAGGGAGUCACUGUGCAGGAUGGAAAAUUCUCCUUUCCUCUGGAGUCAGUGAAGAAACUCAAGGACCUCCAGCAGCUUCAAAAGCCCAGCAUUUGGAAUCGCAGGAAGUUUGAUAGAGCCAUGGUUCCCAACCAAUGUGGCAAUCCUAAAUUUCCUAAAGAGCUCAAGCCUCUCUGCAAGGAGCCCAAUGCCCAGGAGAUCCUCCAGAGGCUGGAGGCCAUCGCUGAGGACCCAAGUACCUGUGAGCUCUGUGCCUAUGCCGCCUGUGCUGGAUGCUAG
Messenger RNA from Hipposideros armiger (great roundleaf bat), 336 nucleotides. It is a transcript of the gene GUCA2A, whose product is annotated as guanylate cyclase activator 2A. The transcript has 3 exons. Gene Ontology annotation, cellular component: extracellular region. Bases 1 to 336 code for a protein of 111 amino acids. The record is from RefSeq and is a predicted model, not a curated record. NCBI's taxonomy places the organism in Eukaryota, Metazoa, Chordata, Mammalia, Chiroptera, Hipposideridae. Gene Ontology annotation, molecular function: guanylate cyclase activator activity.